Messenger RNA from Syzygium oleosum, 1461 nucleotides. Its product is annotated as proline-rich extensin-like protein EPR1. Bases 425 to 1117 code for a protein of 230 amino acids. Lineage: Eukaryota; Viridiplantae; Streptophyta; Magnoliopsida; Myrtales; Myrtaceae. The record is from RefSeq and is a predicted model, not a curated record. The transcript is spliced from 2 exons.
AUGCAAUCCUCAGUUCAAUACAGGAGGGGAGCCACGGAAAAAUGGGGAAGAAGACCAAGAAAAGGUUGUCUCCUGUGGCUAGUCUUUAUUAAACUGAGGAAACGGUGGCGUUACAGCUUUGACGUCAACAUUUACAUACUCCAGAUAAGCGAUCUCGCCUCUAUAUAUAGCCACUUGAGUUAACCUUAAUGGGUAUCAUUAAUAAGAAGCAACCCCGUUGGGACGCAAGGGUUCCAAUCAUGGGGGCUUCUCAUUAUUCUUUUGCUCACUCUCUGUCUAAUCUCCUCCUCCUCCUCCUCCUUCUGGCCAUUGCUGCUCAAGUUCGAGCAAGACCUCUACUUGCAGGACUAUCUUGAUUUUCACUGGAAAGCUGAAACUGGUAACUGAAGAAUUAUAUUGCGUGUGAACUGCAGAGAGUUUGACAAUGACAAUUGAAGACUAUGGAAGGUCAUUGAGGCCACUGACUCUGCGACAUGCGGCGUCGCCACCUGUAACGAGGCCACGCAAGGAGAUGCCUGCAACAGCGGUGACUACGACAACAAAUAACGAUCAUUAUGACGAAGUUGUGGGACGGCCAUACUCUCCACCACCACCACCUGCUCCAAAAGUAUCUCCACCGAUCCACCACAUCACGUGCUUAUACUGUCCUCCUUCGGACGAUGAUUUAAUCAUAUCAAUGGCUACUGAUCUCGAUUCUGAGGCACCAUCUAAAUCACCACCUCCAAAAGUAUCACCGCCAUCGAAGCAAGCGAAGGAUGAUCUUGAGAGGCCAUCAAGAUCACCACCUCCAGCUCCAAAAGUAGCACCCCCACGGAAACCAGGGACCGACGAUUUUGAGGCGCCAUCAAGAUCACCACCUCCACCUCCAAAAGUAGCGCCCCCGUGGAAACCAGGGACCAACGAUUUUGAGGCGCCAUCAAGAUCACCACCUCCACCCCCAAAAGUAUCACCCCCAUCCCAGCAUAUUAACAAUUCCAAGAGGACAUACAAAUCACCACCGCCAUCUCAGAAUUCAUCGCCUUCGACGCACCAGUUAACCGAAGAAUUUGGCCGAAUUAUUAUGAGUAAUUUCGAAAGGUCCCCGCCCUCUGCAGAGUCAUAUCAUUCAGCUUAUUAAUUCCCUUCAUAGUCCUUAGUUCUAAGAGCUGCCUUUAAUUUUGGGUGUGUUGAUCGUUUGAUUCUGUAGCUGCUGAAUUUUUUUGUAUCGAGUGUGAUGUGAAUAUGAAGUGUUUUCAAGGUAUAAUGUUGUAAAGUUGCGGCUAGUUAGUGUACUUUGUAAUUAGAUGGAAGUUUAGCUGGAUCAGUUCAAAUCUGCAUGAAGCUCCAAACUACAGUUGGUUGGGUACAUAUCUCGGAGUUGACUAAGAUUCUAAGAGUAUGUAUCCAGCUAAGCUGCGUGGCUCAUGCCAUUAUAUAUAUGUUUUCAGAUAACUGGGAUUUAUAAAAGAAAAACAUGCUUCA